UAGUUGCAGAGAAAUAGCAACGGUAGACCGGACGAACAGAAUCCAAAAAACCAAAUCCAAAUGGAGAAGAUAAAUGCCCUAAUAUCUCCUCAUUCCAGAAUCCUCCCUACUCUGAUUUCUUACUCUUCUUUCCCAAUCUCUCUUUCGCUCCCGAAUCCCAACAAAGAUGUUCAAAAAUCGUAUUCCAGAAGAUCUCUCACUCCAUCUCUCCUCACUCCAAGACCAACAAGGAGCAGAAGAACAAGCUCUACCCAUUUCAGACGACUCUCUUGUACAAGGGCGGCAUCUGCUGUCGAGCACGAACCAUCUCUUGUGGUGAAGAAUAAGGCAGCAGAAGUCUCCAAUGAACUGAAAGGAACUUCUAUAUUUCUUGUAGGAAUGAAUGGCACAACGAAAACCAAAGUGGGGAAACUUUUAGCAGAUGUAUUAAGAUAUUACUACUUUGACAGUGAUAGUUUGAUCGAGCAAGUUGCAGGUGGUGAGUCUGCUGCUAAAUCUUUUCGAGAGAAAGAUGAAGGGGGGUUCCGCGACUCCGAGACUGAAGUUCUAAAGCAGUUAUCAUCAAUGGGUCGACUGGUGGUCUGUGCUGGAGAUGGUGCUGUCCAAAGCUCAACUAAUCUGGCUCUUUUGAGAUAUGGAAUUUCAAUUUGGAUUGACAUUCCCCUAGAUAUGCUAGCCAAAGAGGCUAUUGAAAGCGUAGGCCAAUGUUCUCAAACAUGGGGCAUAUCAGGUUCAGACACUUUUUCAGAGGCUGUAAUUCAGGCGCUGGCUAAGCUAACUGAGGUGUACGAAGAAAUGAGAGGAGGAUAUGCUACAGCAGACGCAACAGUCUCACUACAAAAAGUAGCUUCUCAGUUGGAAUAUGAUGAUGUGGAAGCCGUGACUGCAGAGGACAUUGCUGUGGAGGCUCUGAAGGAGAUAGAGAAGCUGACAAGAGUGAAGAAGAUGAUGGAAGAAGCUGCUCGACCCUUUUAACAAAACCGCCAAUUGUACAUUUCAAACUAGAGACCGAAUCAAAGCUUUUGAAGAGUCAUGCUGCUUUCACUACUGUUCAACAGUUCCAGAGCUUACCAAAUCUUUUCAGUUUCCAAUCUCAAACAGCUUCAAUACAGGUCAGAAUAGUGGCGGUUUUUGUCCAAUUACUGAGCGGGUUAUGCCGUAUUAUGUUGUACUAGUGAUCCUUCUCUUGAAUAAAAUAUCUGCAUUUUCGGCA
This is a messenger RNA of Magnolia sinica, 1213 nucleotides long. RefSeq names its product probable inactive shikimate kinase like 1, chloroplastic. The record is from RefSeq and is a predicted model, not a curated record. The transcript is spliced from 10 exons. Gene Ontology annotation, cellular component: chloroplast. Lineage: Eukaryota; Viridiplantae; Streptophyta; Magnoliopsida; Magnoliales; Magnoliaceae. Bases 61 to 975 code for a protein of 304 amino acids.